Molecule: messenger RNA, 2147 nt
Organism: Erpetoichthys calabaricus (reedfish)
Lineage: Eukaryota; Metazoa; Chordata; Cladistia; Polypteriformes; Polypteridae
Gene: ca10a
Product: carbonic anhydrase Xa
Exons: 9
Coding region: 537-1523 (328 amino acids)
Molecular function (GO): carbonate dehydratase activity; zinc ion binding
Source: RefSeq, a predicted model, not a curated record
GGGGACUCGAGGCGGCAAAUCAGAGGCGCGCAGCCCCUCCCGAACCAACUUGGGCUGAAGUUGUGCUGCGAUCGCUCAUUCAUUACCGCUGGGGGUCUCUUUUCUGUUUCCUCCUUUUAGGACUGGGAGCGUGCGGCAGUUCCAGGACGAGGUGGGAUCCUUACAGGACUGAGGAGGACGACGACGACGGAGAAGAAGAAGCCCCCGGGAUUUUGUUCGUCUUUCUUGCGGCUGCCCCUCGCUGGAUAUGUUCCUUGGUGCUUUUCUGGCCUUUUUUCCCUUUUGCUGGUGGCUUUCAUGGGAGGUGAAGGCGCGGAGCCGCUGCGCUGUUUCGGAGCUGGGCGCGAUGUCCGUGAGGGAGAUCUGACAUGUGUGGUCAAGUGUGGGAGAUACCUUCAGAGAGAAGUCAAGCGGAAUAUUUAGUGGACCACUUCAAACUGCCAUAGUGAUUUACACGUCGGAAGAGAGAGGGAGAGAGAGACAGAGAGAGAGACCCCCAUUUCCAGAGCGGAAUGUGCUUGGAAUGAGAGCAGAGGAUGGAAAUUAUUUGGGAAAUAUUUGUCAUUCUGCAAGCCAAUUUCUUCGUAUGCAUAUCCGCUCAGCAAAAUUCUCCCAAAAUCCAUGAAGGUUGGUGGGCAUACAAAGAGGUGGUCCAGGGGAGCUUCGUCCCAGUUCCAUCCUUUUGGGGCCUUGUCAAUUCAGCCUGGAACCUGUGCUCUGUGGGAAAGAGACAAUCGCCGGUGAACAUCGAGACCAGCCACAUGAUAUUUGACCCCUACCUGACCCCCCUGAGAAUCAACACAGGAGGACGGAAGGUGAGUGGCACGAUGUACAAUACGGGGCGGCACGUGUCCCUCCGCCUGGACAAGGAGCACCUGGUCAACAUCUCGGGAGGCCCCAUGACGUACAGCCACCGUCUGGAGGAGAUCCGGUUACAUUUUGGCAGUGAGGAUGGCCAGGGGUCCGAACACCUGCUGAACGGUCAGGCCUUCUCUGGGGAGGUCCAGCUUAUCCACUAUAACCAUGAGCUGUACACCAACGCCACUGAAGCUGCCAAGAGUCCCAACGGCCUGGUUGUGGUUUCCAUUUUCAUGAAAGUGUCGGAGUCUUCAAAUCCAUUUCUAAACCGCAUGCUGAACAGAGACACCAUCACGAGAAUAACGUAUAAAAAUGACGCCUAUUUACUGCAGGGCCUAAAUAUUGAGGAGUUGUAUCCAGAAACCUCGAGCUUCAUCACCUACGACGGCUCGAUGACUACCCCGCCGUGCUUUGAGACGUCCACCUGGAUCCUGAUGAACAAGCCUGUGUACAUCACCAGAAUGCAGAUGCAUUCCUUACGACUUCUAAGUCAGAACCAGCCGUCUCAGAUCUUCCUCAGCAUGAGUGACAACUUCCGACCCUCCCAGCCUCUCAACAACCGUUGCAUCCGAACCAACAUCAACUUCAGUCUCCAAGGAAAAGACUGCCCGAACAACAGAGUGCAGAAGCUUCAGUACCGAGUGAACGAGUGGCUCCUAAAGUGACAGCUCUUGGUUAUGGUGGGCUAUGGACACACUGCUAGUCAUAAUCGAGACGACGUCAAUGGCCUUCCCAGUGGGAUUUGGAUUUGUUACGGUAUAUUGAGCUAUCUUGUACCAUAAAUACAGAGAGCUCGAGAUCUAUGUGUGUGUGUGUGUGUGUGUGUACAGGGUAUAUCCAUAUCUGUAUCCUCACACACACACACACGGACACAGCACAUAAAACACAAUCAAGAGAUAAACGACUGUAACUUUGCACUCCCGGCAGACGGACCCUCACCUCCUGCUGUACUUUUCAGUGACGAAUGAGCCGCAGGGCCGCCCGCCCGCCCGUUACCUUUUGAUACCUUUCAACGGGACCCCCUUCUUUCGUUGCCUCACCGCUGACGCAGACCCCAGCAGCGCGACUUUUUACAUUUGUACAUACGGACGCCUCGCCAAACUGACGCGCCUGGGGGUGUGUUCGGGGUGCCAAGUGGCGCCUUCAUCGCUCCAUUCACUUCAUCAGACAACAAGGGCAUGCGGACCUCGAAGAGCCAGGAACUCCCACCCAUCUGUUUAUCGAAGACCCCGCCGGACAUCUGUGUUGAACGUGAGUGUCGGCCUUGUAAAUAUUCCGAGAGGAGUGAC